Erpetoichthys calabaricus (reedfish) is the source of this 734-nucleotide messenger RNA. RefSeq names its product serine/threonine-protein kinase pim-3-like. Lineage: Eukaryota; Metazoa; Chordata; Cladistia; Polypteriformes; Polypteridae. Gene Ontology annotation, molecular function: ATP binding; protein serine/threonine kinase activity. Gene Ontology annotation, cellular component: cytoplasm. Bases 98 to 667 code for a protein of 189 amino acids. Gene Ontology annotation, biological process: protein autophosphorylation; negative regulation of apoptotic process; regulation of mitotic cell cycle. The transcript has 2 exons. The record is from RefSeq and is a predicted model, not a curated record.
UCACUGAUCACAGCUCUUUUGUUUGUUUGUGUUUUUUUCUUUCCUUUUGUUCCUGUAGCCAGGUGAACCAAACAAUUACCCUUUGGAGGUUGGCCUCAUGAAGAUGACAACUGCUAGCCCUCCUUACCCCCAUGUAAUCCAGUUGCUUGACUGGUUCAUUGGCCCAAACUACAUAGCUAUUGUCAUGGAACUGCCCAAGUGUCCCAUGAACCUGGCUGAGUUCAUGAUGAGCCAAGGGGGCUUCCUGAAUGAAGAACAUGCAAAGAGAAUCUUCAGUCAGGUGGUGGAUGCCAUCUGUUUUUGCCAUGCUUGCUGGGUGUUCCACCGAGAUAUGAAACCAGAUAACAUUCUGAUUGAGAUGACCACUGGGAAUGUUAAACUGAUUGACUUUGGCUGUGGGGCCAUACUAGAGCCAGAUGAGGAAUAUGACAACUUUGCUGGCACCCUGUUUUAUGCCCCGCCGGAGUGGUUGGUAGUGAAGAGGUACAGAGCAGUCCCUGCAACGGUAUGGUCACUGGGGGUCACGAUGUUUGAGGUUCUGUGUGGACAUGUGCCUUUUAGGGAUAAAAAGGAGAUCAUGAAUGGCACAUUUGGCUUCUCCAGAGAACUCUCCACAGGUAGAAACUUCCCCGGUCAAUGGGGAGUGAAACCCCCAGUCAGAUAUUGAUCUCCUUUCCCCCUGCCCCUGGCAUAUACUGUACCAAAGGGAAGUGUUUCUAACUUGUACGGGUCUU